GUAGUCAUAUGGAAUGAAAAUUAUGACAAUGGUUCAAAUAUUCAUCAAAGUUAAGACACACUAGUUGAUUUCUUUUGAUCUGUCCAAGUCUUAGUAGGUAGAGUUAUCCAAUACCUAUAGUGCUAAUUUUUUCAUGGACAAAGUUAUCCAAUAUCUGAGCUGCUAGGAGCAUACAGAUAUAAAAAAUAAAGAUGACGAGUAUAGGAAAUUUAGAAGUCAGCAUCAAGAUUGGGCAAAGGGGCAAAAUUUGUUGGACAAGGUCAGGGUGGACCUGCUUGACUUGGCAUAUCUAAGAAAAGCCUAAAUGAAAAGGUCAGUAUUUCACACAAGAUAUGUUACAUCAUGGGAAACAGCUAAUGCUCAUUUACUGAUGAAUUACCAGUGGUCUAUGAUCUUAAGGCAACUUAAAAUUUCUAAUUUGGUGUUGACUCGUAGCUGUGCGUAUGCAAAAGCUCUUGUAAUAAAAGUCAUUAGCCAGUGACUCACGCCUGAAUAGAAAUUUAUCAGCAGUACUAUGGCUGGGGUGUUGUGUCCGAUGCUUAAUUUUCUAAUGACAUGCUGGAUCCUGAUGUGCUUGAAUUUCAUGAGUUGCAAUAGUAAAUUAGUGGAAGAGGAAAGGAGGGCACUUUUAGAGCUGAGGGACUCCCUUAACUAUCCCAAUGGCUCUGCUUUAAUCAGUGAAUGGAUUGGAGAAGACUAUUGUGCAUGGGCUGGUAUUUUUUGUGGCAGCGAUACGGAUAAUGGUUCACGCGUUCUUGAUAUUUAUCUUACCAGUAAAAGACAACUUGGACUUGGAAUAUGGUAUCCUGAUGCAAAUUUGUUGACUCGUUUCACGCAUCUCCAGUCUCUCUAUGUAUCUGGCAAUGCUAUUGGUAACUGGAUCAUGCCAGAAGCAUUAUGCAAAUUGCGCAAUCUGAAGGAAUUGGAUCUAAGUUUCAACCCUUUAAAUGGGGAUGCUCUGCCUCAUUUUCAAGUAUGCAGCCUCGCAUCUCUAGAACAGCUGCACCUUUCAGGGGUUUAUCCUAGUUUCCCUUUGCCACUGCUCAGAGCAUUGUGCGGACUGAAGGAUAUGCAGAGAUUAGAUCUAAGCAACAAUAAUCUUACAGAUGAUAGUAUGCCACAUUGCCUGUUUGAUGAUCUUUCAUACCUUGAAAGCCUUGACUUGUCUGGGAAUAACCUCAAGAAUUCCCAUCACAUUCUAUCAGCUUUAUGUAGACUGCGGAAUCUCAAAAGGUUGGGUCUGAGUGAUAAUUUUCUUGAGGAUGGAAGCAUACCGACCUGCCUCUUUGAAAAGCACUCAGUGCUUGGAAGUCUGGAUAUUUCACAUAACAAUAUCAGGGGUUUUCCUGGUUUCUUUUCAGGUAAUGCUGAUGCUCUGAGUUUUUUUUUUUUUUUUUCAAUUUCUUGUAGCUAUCAGUUCAAUUUUGAAAUCGAAGUCACUGAGAAUGUAUCUCCGAUUAAUGUCUAUAUAUGCUAUGCGUAAGACAUGGUUCUCUUAAUUUUAUGAUCAUAGGAUGGAGUCCUUGAUAAGAUAUCGUGAGCUUUCUUGGAUUUAAAAAAAAAAAAAAAUCUUUGACAGAGUUUCCACUUUGUUUGCCCUUGAUAUUCAAGUCAGCCUUUCUGAAUCUGGUUAUGGGCAUCUAUUGGAUUUCAAAAGCCUAAUAGUUGGACAUUUUACUCUGUAGAACCUCUUUUGCUUGUUCAUUUCAUAUUGUAUUUUUGCUGUCUUUCGUGCAAAGAGCAUUUGUAAUUUAGUAUGUGAUUUGUCUAAUAAAGCUGGGUUGCUGACUUAUUGUCUUUCCAGAUUGUAGAAUGAACAUUAUGCAUCUUUAGUUUUACUGAUCAUGUUACAUCAAAAUUGGGUGCUGAAAACAGUAUUUGUUUUCUGUAAUAAUUUUAUGGUGGAUAAUAUCUUCAAUUCUGGUUCAUUUUCCUGAUAAAUAGUUUUGAAGGUAAAAAACUAAUUCUUAAGUUGGAAACUGACCUCUUUUUUCUAGUGCUCAGCCCCCACCUCCUGAAAAAGAAAAAAGAGCAAAAACAAUUCAAAUGAUCAAUAAUAGUUUUUUUUUUUUUUUAAAUAACUUUGGUGUCUGGGCCAGGUUGCUUGCACCUCUACUAAUUCCAUGGGAUACCCGCCACCUCCCACCAGCAACAGCUACUUGUUAACUCUAUCCACCAACGCUAAAACAUAUGGGAAGAAGUCACCUAAUAUUUUUGUCUCUGCUAGGAUAUGAACCCGAGACCUCAUGAUUCCCAACCCAUUUCAUUGACCACUAGGCCACACCCUUGGGUGCCUUCACACUUUAUUUGGUGAGUUGCUGAAAUAAAUUUUGUCAUGCGAGAAUUUAAGCCAGAAGCUUCAUAUAGGUUUUGCAUAGCAAUGUUAAAAUUUCUUUGGAUAUUAACUACUUGUGAUGCUUUUCAGUAAUCUGUAAACUUAGGAACCUGCAGGUGUUAAAUCUUCAGGAUAACCUUAUACAAGGUGGACUUGAUCCAUGCCUUGGUGGACUGACUUCCUUGGUUUCUUUAGAUCUUUCUUUCAAUCAUUUUGAGGGGACUGUUU
Molecule: messenger RNA, 2563 nt
Organism: Lycium barbarum (goji berry)
Lineage: Eukaryota; Viridiplantae; Streptophyta; Magnoliopsida; Solanales; Solanaceae
Product: receptor-like protein 15
Exons: 4
Coding region: 515-1483 (322 amino acids)
Molecular function (GO): protein binding
Source: RefSeq, a predicted model, not a curated record